AUGGCUUUCUUUGGGACGGUGCUCAACACCGUUGGCGCGUUAUUUCUAACGCAUGCCGUGUACUCCACCCACGAGCAUACCGCAACCUUUGCUUCCACCCCACUUCCCCUCGACAUUACCAUCGAAAUGCUCGCAUCAAUCCUACUUCUCUCACUCGGCAUUGUAAUAUCCUUCGCACCUCUCAAGCCAAUACAACAUGCGGAGUGGGCGGGUCAGAUCUCGCGCGGGGGUAGGCACGGAGAGGGCCAAUAUACGAGAGAAGGUGAAGAGGUGUUGAGUGAGGGCGACCAGUAUGCGUUCUUGGGGCUAGAUGGAGGAAUUGGUGGGAAGGGAGAGGGAAGGAGGGGCUUCUGGGAUGUCAAGGGAAAGAGGAGGGAAUACGAGGAAUGGGUUAGGAGUGGUGGGAAGAAUUAG
Cucurbitaria berberidis CBS 394.84 is the source of this 414-nucleotide messenger RNA. RefSeq lists its product as uncharacterized. Lineage: Eukaryota; Fungi; Ascomycota; Dothideomycetes; Pleosporales; Cucurbitariaceae. The transcript is spliced from 2 exons. Gene Ontology annotation, cellular component: EMC complex. The record is from RefSeq and is a predicted model, not a curated record. The coding region runs from base 1 to 414 and encodes 137 amino acids. Gene Ontology annotation, biological process: protein folding in endoplasmic reticulum.